AUAAGACAGAAGGAAAGCAAGUAAGCAACACAACAACAAGAGACACGGAGAGAGACGAGAGCGCUAAGCUAGGACGAUGGGCUUGCUGCUGCUGCUCCACGUCGUCCUGGUCGCGGCGGCGGCGGGAGCCCCAGCGGCGCAGGCGUGGGGCAAGGAGGGGCACUACAUGACCUGCAAGAUCGCCGAUGGUUUCCUGACGAAGGAGGCGUCGGCGGGGGUGAAGGCUCUCCUCCCGUCGUCGGCCAACGGCGAACUCGCGGAGGUGUGCUCGUGGGCGGAUAGCCAGCGCUUCCGGUACCGGUGGUCGAGCCCGCUGCACUUCGCCGACACCCCAAAAGACUGCAAGUUCAGCUACGCCAGGGACUGCCACGACACCAAGGGGAACAAGGACGCGUGCGUGGUCGGGGCCAUCAACAACUACACCGCCGCCCUGCAGGACCCGUCCACCCCGUAUAAUCGGACGGAGAGCCUGAUGUUCCUGGCCCACUUCGUCGGCGACGUGCACCAGCCGCUGCACUGCGGCCACGUCGACGACCUCGGCGGCAACACCAUCCUCGUCCGCUGGUACAAGAGGAAGAGCAACCUGCACCACGUGUGGGACGUGGACGUCAUCGAGCAGGCCAUGAAGGACCUGUACGGCAGAGACCAGGACACCAUGAUCAAGGCCAUCCAGCGCAACAUCACCGAGGACUGGUCCAGCGAGGAGAAGCAGUGGGAGGCGUGCCGCAGCAGAACCAAGACCUGCGCUGACAAGUACGCUCAGGAGAGUGCAGUGCUGGCCUGCGACGCGUACAAGGGCGUCAAGCAGGACUCCACCUUAGGAGAUGAGUACUACUUCAAGGCGCUGCCGGUCGUUCAGAAGAGGAUUGCCCAGGGAGGCGUGAGGCUGGCGGCCAUCCUCAACCGGAUCUUCAGCGGGAACGGCAGGCUGCAGAGCAUCUGAUCGAUGCAGUUUCGUCGAAAUUACGGGAGAAGAAUGUUAUCCUGUGUUGUCUGACCAUGUUAUAGCUUCGCCAUAAUCACGAAUUCGCAACUAUAUUGUUAUGUCCAUCCACCAAAGCGGCUUCGAGUCACUGCUGCAACAAAUCAUUGUAUUGUAUCUGUAUAAACAUAAGUAUAUGGUGAUGUAUUGAUUAACACCACUGUAUUCUAUAAUCUUCAUUUUCAGUACAAGUACGAUGGUGACCUACUACUUCAGUGUGUUGUAACCAUUUUGUUACAUCAGAGUGAUGUUGAGAACCAGUUGGAUGGAACGGUUUCUAUUGCAGGCAAAAUGCCCAGCUAAACUCCAAGUUAAUCGAUAAAAACGUGGUGUUAAUCCAGGCUUACAUCCAGUGUACAAAAUCAGACAGGAGAGUUCAGAUAGUUUUUUCUUUUUCCUUUUCUUGAAGGAGUUCAGAUAGUUCAUGUGAGGGAAACACCACAUUUACCCAUUUCAGAUUUGUAUGCCACAGAUGAAAUGAACAUUUCAUUAACUACUCAGCCCCAAAUCCAUUGAAAUUUUACUUAAAUCAGAGGUCUCCAAAGACAGCAGUCGUUGAUUCAAGUAAAAGUGGACAAAACCUCCUUCCAAACAAAUCCUGGAAGAAUGAUAUCAAGUAAACCAACAAAGCCAAGGUUCAUUCUUCAUCAGGAGACCAGUGGAAGUAUCAUAGCUUGCACCUUGAAAAA
Messenger RNA from Hordeum vulgare subsp. vulgare (domesticated barley), 1671 nucleotides. RefSeq names its product endonuclease 4-like. The transcript has 8 exons. Bases 77 to 943 code for a protein of 288 amino acids. Gene Ontology annotation, molecular function: endonuclease activity; nucleic acid binding. The record is from RefSeq and is a predicted model, not a curated record. NCBI's taxonomy places the organism in Eukaryota, Viridiplantae, Streptophyta, Magnoliopsida, Poales, Poaceae. Gene Ontology annotation, biological process: DNA catabolic process.